Striga asiatica is the source of this 2152-nucleotide messenger RNA. Lineage: Eukaryota; Viridiplantae; Streptophyta; Magnoliopsida; Lamiales; Orobanchaceae. The record is from the annotation of a GenBank genome assembly.
CUCUCUCUCACACACACACACACAAUACGCACAUGUAUCGGUGAGUGUUGUUGAUCUUACAACCAAACUACUACUAUGUUUGCUUCGUACUCACUCUUUGUCCCUCUCCCAACAUUUGAGAAAUUAGCCUCUGCAAACUAAAAUUGACUACCCAUUCCUCGCAAAAACCAAGAACAGCCCUUUUCUGCUUGUCGUCUUCUGUUACGUCAGAAUAAUGGUCUUUUUAACGCUCUGUUUUUUAAGGCCAUUUUGUGGCAUCCUCAACCUUAUUUUGCACUCUUACUUUUAGUUCUGCUGCCAAAAAAGAAAAAAACCGUAAAGGGUGUCUCAAUUUGAAGUGGCUGACUUUUUUUAAAAAAAAAAAUUGUUGUUUGAUUUGGGCGAUGAAGGUCAGUGUUCUUGAUCUUGAGGUGGAUGUCAAUGGAGAAGAGGUUUUCGCGGUGGAUAAGAAAGUAAUCUCUUCCUAUUCGGAAAAAAUUAAAAAAAUUGUCAUGAAGUCAAAAGGUCCAACGGUACGGCUAAAGGUGAUAUUCAACGACUUCCCAGGCGGCGCAUCGAACUUUGAACUCGUCACAAGGUUUUGCUACAACAAUGGCAAAGUGAACAUAAAUCCCUUAAACAUUUCAAAUCUCACUUGUGCCGCUCAUUACAUGGAGAUGAACAAUUCACCAUUCGGAACCGAAAAUCUAUGCAAGCAAACAGAAAAAGCUCUAGAAGAAGUUCGUUACUGGUCUUGGCAUGAGCUUCUUAUAGCUUUAAAGCAAAUUCAAGAAAAUCUACUUCCUAUAGCUAGUUCAUUGGGCAUAAUCGACAAAUUAUUGUAUUCUCUCGUAGGACGAGUCGUUUCAUCUUUCCAAACGAGCCCGUGUCCUUCAAUUUCCUCCUCUUCGGAUAGCUUAUCGGUUAACCGUCUAUCGUCAGACACGAGGAGUACCGAGAGCUUAAAGAACGGUAUUUUCAUAACAUGGUGGUUCGAGGAUAUUGCGGCAUUACACACUUAUUUAAUCCAAAUGCUGGUGAAAUUAAUGGUGUCCAAAAAUUUCGAUCACGGUAUUAUUAGUAGAUUUCUAUUUAACUACCAAAAAUCGAGAUUUGCUUCUGCCUCGUCCGUGGACAAGAAAAUCGAAAUCAUUGAAAAAGUUGUUGAGAUGCUCGAUUCUUUGGAUAUGAGGUCUGUACCAUACAAGAGUUUAUUCGGAAUACUUAGACUCGGAUUGAAAAUGAAUUUGGGCAAGUCUUGUAGGGAGAUGUUAGAGAAUAUGAUCGGUUCGCAAUUAGAUCUUGCAACGUUGGAUAAUCUGCUCGUCCCAUGUGCAGCUCGAAAGAGUAUGUGCCUUUAUGAUGUGAAUUUAGUUAUUCGAUUUUUGAAGUCGUUUACUAGCCGUGGAGCUUGUUGUGUGCCUUUGAGCCGGCUGAAAAAAGUUGCGGGCUUGAUGGAUUUGUAUUUAAGUGAAGUUGCUCCGGACCCACACCUGAAGCCGUUGAAGUUCUUGGCUCUAAUUCGGGCUUUACCUGAUUCGGCACGAGACACUUGUGAUGGAGUUUACCAUGCAGUAAACUUAUAUUUUGAGGUUCACACCAGCUUGUCCGAAGAACAAAAGAUGAAAGUCUGUCUUGGAAUAAAUUACGAGAAGCUAUCUCCCGAAGCACUUAACCACCUUGCACAUAAUUCAAUUUUCCCUCCAAAAUCCGCCGUUCAAGCCCUCGUUUCUCAACAGCGCAAGCUCAAGAGCUUGCUCCAGAAAAACACGAAUCAAGUCACAUUUGCCGAUUUUUCUCCUAAUACAGAUUUUGAGAUGACUUACAAGGAAAAAGAAGACGAUGGAUCAAAGCAGAUUGUACUUUAUGCGAAAAGGCUUAGUAUUUGUGACGAAAAUGAGAAGCUCAAAGCACAUCUGCAGGGCAUGCAGUUUAGGGUGGUGGAAUUGGAAAAUCUUUGCAGGAAAAUGCAAAACCGCAUGAUGAAGAUGAUGAGAUCAAGAGUGCCGAGCGAAAGUAGUGUGAAAUCUGUGCCUAAGAUUUGUUCAUAGGGAUGAAUAGAAGGUUUAUAAUUUAGUUUUUGUAAUAAGACAAAAAGGUUUUGGUUGCAGAUCCCAAGUUUAUUGCAUAUUAUGUUAGAAUUUGUACAUAGCAUGAAAAAUUUGUNGUGUGU